AUGUCUGACGAAGAGUUAUUCUCAGAAGAUUCAUACGAAUUCGAAUUCGAAGAGGAAGAGAAUGAUAAUGAUGGGACAGGCGAUGAGAAUAAUGCAAUCAAUGAGGAUGGAGAAGAUGAAGGGAUAGAAAAUCGAUAUUACAUGGCCAAAAGCCUCAAAGACGAUGAGACAGAUAAGGCAGUUGUUGAAUUUAAAAAGAUUAUAGACUCAUCCGUGGAUGAUGAUGAUGCAAAUGAAUGGAUAUUCAAAGGAUACAAACAAUUGAUUAAAUUGUAUUUGGCUGAAGGUCGACUUGAUGAAGUAUUGACGACAAUGAAACAAAUAUUGCCACUUUUGUCCCAAUUGAAUAAAUCGUAUGUUGAGGAAUCGUUGUCACGAAUGAUUGUACGAUUUGGUAAUCUACUGCAACUUGAUUUCAUCAACAAUGUAUAUCAAUUGUUAUUGAAUCAAGACUAUUUUCAUAACGACAAGUUGUGGUUGAAAGUGAAUUCAAAUAUGCUUGCGUUGUAUUUGGAAACAGGUGAAUUGGACAAGAUACCACAACUAUUGAGUAUAAUUCAUGAGAAGUUCCCCACGAUUCCAGAAUCAAUACAAAAGUUAUUUACAUUGGAAAUCAUUGCUGGAGAGAUUGAAUAUCUCUUUAAGAUGAAAGAGCUAGACAUACCCAAAUUGACUAAUCUUUACAAACAGAGUAGUAAAUUUACCACAGCAGUCACUCAUCCAAAAAUUCUCGGAGUAAUUAAAGAAUGUGGAGCAAGAGUACAAUUCUUUCGAGAAAACUAUGAAAAGGCUCUUGCUGAGUUUUAUGAAAGCUUUAAAAACUAUGAUGAGGCAGGUGCAAUUGCAAAGAAUAAGAUUUUGAAAUAUCUUGCAUUAUGUUCAUUACUAUGUAAUAAUGAUUUAGAUCCUUUCCAAUCACAAGAAACUCAAACUUAUGCACAAUUUGCUGAAUUUGAUAAUUUGAAAAAAUUGAUCAAGGCGUAUAAGGGUAUGUCAGUGAUUGAGUUUACUCAAGCGUUGCAAAAAGAUGAUGUGUUUUUCAAUGAUGAGGUUUUCAAACAAGCGUCGAAGCAGAUAUUGGAGAAUUUGAGAAUUAGAGUUUUGAUGAAGAGUAUUGGUGCCUCUCAGAUUUCAUUCAGGGAGUUGUAUCUGCUCUUACAAAUCGAAGGAAAUGAGUUCAGUCAAUUAUUAGUGAAGUUGAUGGGCACUGGAAGGUUAAUCAAUGCAAAAGUGGAUUUUGAAAAUGAGGUGAUUGUACACGAAUCUGCGACCAGUUUACUUGUUCCAACCACAGCAAAACAAAUCUACUAUAAUGUUAAAUUAUUGGAUACAUUAACCACUACACAGGACGAUAGCAUGGUUAUUGAAGAGACAAGUUUACUUUUUUCUGGGCUUCAACCACCACAAAAUCUAAACCUCCUAUUAAAGAUGUUUUUCUUAAUAGAUCGCCCCAAGAAGCCUCAAGAUUGGUUUAAAUCUAUUGAAUCGUGGUAUAUGUAUGUAAUGUCGUUCCAACCACAAACUUGUCAUUUAGAAAUUAGCCAACAAGAACAAGUACUUGAUGAAAUAAAGAGAAAUAAACAGAGUCAGAGCAAUAACACUGCCGUGGCUAAUGAAUUGGCUAAUUUCAAUACUGGUUUAUUGAAUUCGACGAUGCAAGAUGCAUAUGAAGAUGAAGAGAUUGAUACUGUUGAGGUGAAGAAGGUGAAUUUGUUACAAUCAUGGGUCAAUGCAUUAAAGAAUUGA
This is a messenger RNA of Lodderomyces orthopsilosis Co 90-125, 1746 nucleotides long. RefSeq lists its product as uncharacterized. Gene Ontology annotation, cellular component: COP9 signalosome. The transcript is spliced from 2 exons. The coding region runs from base 1 to 1746 and encodes 581 amino acids. Gene Ontology annotation, biological process: protein deneddylation. The record is from RefSeq and is a predicted model, not a curated record. NCBI's taxonomy places the organism in Eukaryota, Fungi, Ascomycota, Pichiomycetes, Serinales, Debaryomycetaceae.